UCGCUGUACGUACUCUUCAUUGAUUGGCUGUGUUGCCGCUGGUGCUGAUGUGGUGUUCUGAAGCGGGCGAAGCGGCUCGUUGAUUCCGAUUCUUGUUUUCCACCGGACUGACUCUCUCGGCCAGAUCCAGAACCAUGCCUCACUAUCACACCUGGGAGGAGUUCGCACGCGCAGCAGAGAAGCUCUAUCUGACAGACCCCAUGAAGGUGAGAGUGGUUCUCAAGUACAGACACUGCGACGGAAACCUUUGCAUCAAAGUCACCGACAAUGCCGUGUGUUUACAGUACAAGACGGACCAGGCCCAGGACGUGAAGAAGAUCGAGAAGCUCCACGGGAAACUGAUGAGACUCAUGGUGUCCAAGGAGACGCACAGUGGCUCCAUGGAGACGGACUAAAAUGCUCCAGAGCAGAGGACACAACGGUUGUUAGAGCACAGGACCAUCACAGUGCCAUGUGGAGUCUGGGGGGCGGUCAGGCUGGUACAUAGAUGUUUUACCACCAGAGAUGUGAUAGAAAUAUACAUCAAAAUCUUUCUUUCUUUUUUUUAUGAGACUUUCAAUAAAAAUCACAUUACCCUGCUUUUCCUUAUCAGGCAUUGUGAUCACAUCCCUGAUGGUAUGACUAAAGAAGGGGAGUGUAGGCUGCUGGGAGAUGUGGGGGCGGGGGGGGUAGUGUGGGACAAAUCCUCAGCUGCAGUGUGAGCAGCUCUGGCUCCUUGAUUUCUGUAGAGGAGCUGCAUUUAAUUUCAGUUUUUUAAAGAGGACGGGCAUGGAGACAUUACAUGUCUUUUCUAUUCACAUCUAUGUAGCGAUGUUGGAUUCAGUUUCAGCACAGCGGUUGGUUCCUUUUUGUUUUUUCCUCCUGGACUCGUGCCACACAACUGGAGCAGGAGCUUCUGAUUGGCUGGCGACAGUGUGGAGGAACCCCACACACCUCCUAAUGCCAUUUUGUCAACUGAGAAUCAUUGUUACUUGUUCAAUAAACGUUUAUUUACCCCAGUACA
This is a messenger RNA of Perca flavescens (yellow perch), 1003 nucleotides long. RefSeq names its product signal recognition particle 9 (gene srp9). Gene Ontology annotation, cellular component: signal recognition particle, endoplasmic reticulum targeting. The coding region runs from base 135 to 395 and encodes 86 amino acids. The record is from RefSeq and is a predicted model, not a curated record. The transcript is spliced from 3 exons. Gene Ontology annotation, molecular function: 7S RNA binding. Gene Ontology annotation, biological process: negative regulation of translational elongation; SRP-dependent cotranslational protein targeting to membrane. NCBI's taxonomy places the organism in Eukaryota, Metazoa, Chordata, Actinopteri, Perciformes, Percidae.